GGGAUGUUAGAAGCAAGCUGGGCUGCCGCCGAGCAGAAGCCCGGGCUUCCAGCUGCGAGCUCCGCUCUCCCGCCAUGGCCCCCGCUCCGCCCCCCGCCGCCUCCUUCUCACCCGCCGAGGUCCAGCGGCGCCUGGCGGCCGGCGACUGCUGGGUCCGCUGCGGGGCCCGCCUCUACGACCUCACUGGCUUCGUGCGGCACCACCCGGGGGGCGAGCAGCUGCUGCGGGCGCGGGCUGGAGAGGAUGUUAGCGCCGACCUGGACGGGCCGCCGCACCGGCACUCGGCCAACGCGCGCCGCUGGCUCGAGCAGUACUACGUGGGCGAGCUGCAAGGAGACCCUCAGGGCUCCGUGGAGAAUGGGACUGUGGCCUCUGUGAACACUCAGAAGACAGACCCUUUGAUGGAGCCAAAGUUCAAAGUGGUGGACUGGGACAAGGAUUUGGUAGACUGGCGGAAGCCCCUGCUGUGGCAGGUAGGCCACUUGGGAGAGAAGUAUGACGAGUGGGUCCACCAGCCAGUGUCCAGGCCCAUCCGCCUCUUCCAUUCCGACCUCAUCGAGGCCCUCUCCAAGACUGCCUGGUACUCUGUCCCCCUCAUCUGGACACCCCUGGUGCUGUACCUCAGCUGGUCCUACUACCGAACCUUUGCCCAGGGCAACGUUCGACUCUUUGCUUCCUUCUCCACAGAGUACUCGGUGGCCAUGCCUAAGUCCGUGUUCCCGGGCCUCUUCGUGCUGGGGCUGCUCCUCUGGAGCCUCGCGGAGUACCUCAUCCACCGCUUCCUGUUCCACAUGAAGCCCCCCGGGGACAGCUAUUACCUUAUCCUGCUGCAUUUCAUCCUGCACGGCCAGCACCACAAGGCACCCUUCGAUGAGUCCCGCCUGGUCUUUCCCCCGGUGCCGGCUUCUCUGGCGAUUGCCUUCUUCUACGCGUUGCUACAGCUCCUCCUGCCGGAGGCGGUGGGGGGCACUGUGUUCGCUGGGGGCCUCCUGGGCUACAUCCUCUACGACAUGACACAUUACUACCUGCACUUCGGCUCGCCGCACAAGGGCUCCUACCUGUACAACAUGAAGGCUCACCACGUCAAGCAUCACUUUGCACAUCAGCAGUCAGGAUUUGGCAUCAGCACUAAAUUGUGGGAUCAUUUCUUCCACACCCUUAUGCCGGAAGAGCCCCACCUGAAGAUGCAGUGACAACUCCCAGCCCCACCGUCCUGCCCUCAGCCCAGCCGUGGCCCCUGCCUCACCCCCACCCCCCAUCCAGACCCUGCAAAGAAGGUUUGCUUGGCCAGGCGGGACAGGCUUUGUCGGGCCUUUGGGCUUGGUGGGGGCAUGCUGGAGAGACCCGGAAGACUGCGACAGACCCUGAGACUGCCCUCCUGACCCCCCACUGGAGGGUCAUGUCCACGAGGCACCCAGGUGGCUCUCAGGGUCUAGCUCUUUUCUAGAGCGUCCUGGCCUCUCCAUUAGCUUCCCUGCCCAGAGCCUUAGCCCACAGGAUGGCUUCAGGACCUGGCCAAUGGGGAAUUUCCCAAGGGGAAUGAAGGAAACUGACCCCUGGGGCCAGGCCUGUGACCCACCUGUGUCUCAGCACCUUGGGCCACCUGGGAGAACCCCCCCCCCCACCCCCCAGUGGUGGAGCUGCCGGUGUUAACAGCAAAGUGAGUCUACGGGCCUGGGGUCCUCGUCUUCCUCUUCCUCCCUUCCCGGGGAGGGUUUGGUGGCUCUGGCUGUUCUCCUGAUGAGAGGAGAACACUGAGGUGGAUGAAGGGCUCUCACAAAGAGAGAGACAACAUGAUGCCUCCCAUGGGCCACCUCCAGACCCGGGGCAGUGCCUUUGUCCCCUGCCCCCAAUCACAAAUGCCAGCUGCACCGCCGGAUGCCUCAGGCUGCCACACGUGCCCCACCCACACGCCCGGCCCUUACCGGCCUGUGCAGAGGGGCGGGGGGCCUCUGGCAUGGCCUCCUAGCUGGCGGGACCCCGGGCCCCUUUCUUGAGGAACCGCCAGCUUCUCUAGCCACCUCCCCACCUGCCUUCAGAAUCACACAGCUUUUCCCCGGGGGAGGCGACCGGGGCCUCUCGGUGGGCAGGAGCCCCACCCCGUCUCUGGCCAUUCUUGACCUCCGCCUGGCACUGGUGGGCCUCUGCCGCCCCACUCAGGACCCUUCCAGCCAGCACCUCCUCACGCCGAGAAGGAGCCUUCAUGCGGUGCCUUACCCCCUCCCCAGCUGCUUCCCUGCACCUCCCUCAGCAGAUGAGGUUCCCACCCCUGUCUCAUAACCAAAACCCUCACUGCUCAUGAGAGGGUCUUAUUUAUCAACUAUAUAAAUGCCCUUAGUCUGGCCCCCGACCGAGUAGCUGCUCAGAUCGCCAUAUCUAAUCCCACACGUCAGGCUUAUGUAAGACAUUUUGUCCCGUUUUUGUUCUCUUCUCACCCAGAAACCGUUACUACUUGAAACAUUUUAGAAUCUCUAAGAGUGUAAAGGCUACAGAGAAGCAGCUUGACGGAUCCUGUGAUUUGUACUGUUUACUGUGGAGUUAUUUAAAGAUUUUGGAAUAAAUAUACAAACUACAGUUGUGACAUAAAGGUGUAAAUAAAUUGUAUAUUUUGAAAAAUAAAAACCUUGAAAAAGAAAUCAA
Molecule: messenger RNA, 2640 nt
Organism: Leopardus geoffroyi (Geoffroy's cat)
Lineage: Eukaryota; Metazoa; Chordata; Mammalia; Carnivora; Felidae
Gene: FA2H
Product: fatty acid 2-hydroxylase
Exons: 7
Coding region: 75-1193 (372 amino acids)
Biological process (GO): fatty acid metabolic process; lipid biosynthetic process
Cellular component (GO): membrane; endoplasmic reticulum
Molecular function (GO): heme binding; iron ion binding; fatty acid 2-hydroxylase activity
Source: RefSeq, a predicted model, not a curated record